AUGAACGGAGAUAAUGGAAGAGAUGUUGUGGACCUAGAAAAGCUUGGUGAGAGUCCCCUGUCUGAGGAGAUCAAUCACAUCCGGCUACCAGAGAAUUUCAAGGUCCCUACAUUCCAACUUUUUGACGGGACCAAAGAUCCUUACAAACAUCUGCAGUUGUAUCGAUCGGUCAUGACCAUACAAGGAGCCUCAGAAGCACUCCUAUGUAAGGUGUUCCCGGCGUCCUUAGAGGGUCCGGUUACGACUUGGUUCUCGUGCUUGGAACUAAGGUCUGUGUGUGACUUUAAACAACUUAGCAGGAAAUUCAUAGAUAACUUUGAAGGGGGCAAGGGACAUCAGAAGACAUCAUCAGAUCUUAUGGAGGUAAAGCAGCGACCCAGUGAGACUCUCAAACAGUUCAUACUACCUUUAGAUCUAGAAAAACUGAAGAUUAGAGACAUAGAUCCUAUCGUGGAGUUAAUGGCCUUGAAAAGCGGGGUUCGGGAGGAGCGAUUGAGAUUUUCUCUCUCCAAGUCUGAGCCUAAAUCCCUUGCACACUUGAGAGAAAAUAUUCAUAGGUAUAGCAAUGUAGAAGAGCUUACUGCCAAUCAACCCGAUACAAAUCCCCAAGUUGAUCGACCAAAAAGCUUCAGGUAG
Macadamia integrifolia is the source of this 636-nucleotide messenger RNA. RefSeq lists its product as uncharacterized. NCBI's taxonomy places the organism in Eukaryota, Viridiplantae, Streptophyta, Magnoliopsida, Proteales, Proteaceae. The record is from RefSeq and is a predicted model, not a curated record. The transcript has a single exon. The coding region runs from base 1 to 636 and encodes 211 amino acids.